Molecule: messenger RNA, 1620 nt
Organism: Priceomyces carsonii
Lineage: Eukaryota; Fungi; Ascomycota; Pichiomycetes; Serinales; Debaryomycetaceae
Gene: DBF4
Product: protein serine/threonine kinase activating protein
Exons: 1
Coding region: 1-1620 (539 amino acids)
Biological process (GO): positive regulation of nuclear cell cycle DNA replication; regulation of cell cycle phase transition
Cellular component (GO): Dbf4-dependent protein kinase complex
Molecular function (GO): nucleic acid binding; zinc ion binding; protein serine/threonine kinase activator activity
Source: RefSeq, a predicted model, not a curated record
AUGGAUUCAAUAAGUACUAGGAAAAAGAAGAACCAAAUUAUGGCUUCACAACAGAGUACAUCGACUCGACUUCCUUUGAAAGAGACGAACAAUAAUGUACCGUCGCCAGUUUUGAAAAAACAAAAACUCACAAAACAUUCUAAUCUGGCUGUUAGCUUGCAGAUCCAUGGUAAGCCUUCCUUAGAAGCCACAAAAAACGCAAACCAGCAGUCUUCGAAAUCAUCUAGACUAGCUGGUUUGGAGUUGUACAACUGGCAACAGUCGUGGAGAAAAAUAAUGAAGGAGUCUGUUGUGUAUUUUGAAGGAGUAGAGGAGCACGAUCCAUCUCAGCAUAGUGAAUAUAAAAAGGCGGCAAAGGCCUUGAAACAGGUCGGUUGCACGAUUUCUUCAUUUUAUGACUCAAAUGUAACUAUUAUCAUUAGCCGCAGACCAUUUAAAGCAAGUAAGCAAUAUUCUUCGAACGAUAUCUUUUCUAAUGCUAUUAGUUUAAAGACAAAAGUAUGGGAUUAUGAUAAGGUAUUCAGAUUCUUGAAGAAUUUAGGGGUUCUGGAUCAAAAUGUUGCAACGAGCAAAGGAAAUGGUUCGACUUCCAAUGAUGCUAAUUUGUACAAUUUAUUGAAAGAAGAAAAGAUAUUUGGUACAACCGACCGUGAUCCAACGGCGAAGAGAGAUGACUUCCAUUAUUUUACUAAAAACUAUCUAUACUCGUAUGACCUUUCACAAAAAGUGAGGCCCAUUGCAAUAAGAGAAUGGAGCGAGGAUUCCGUUCCAGUAUUGAGUUUAACAUUGGACGGCAAAUGUCCUUUUAUUCCCGAUACAUCUGAAAACAGUGAACGAAAAAAAGCUCGCCGAGCACAGAAGUUUCAAGCAACAAAAGAGUAUAGACAACUUCUAAAAAAGGCUACUAAUGAGAUCAUAAAUGAUAUUAAAGAAGGAACCCCAUUCAGUGGGACUGGCAUAAAUGGUACGAGUACAAGUACCGAUAGAGAUAACGACGAUGAGAGCACAGUGAUACAACAAUCUGAUGCGAAUUGUCAGAAUAGUAAUUUUAAUACAAAAGAUAAUAAUGGUGAUGAUGGGAUUACCAAGACCUCAGACCAAAAUGAUCCUAUCAUUAAACAGAAAAUUGGCGCUUCUAACAAUCCUACUAAUAUAACGUUAAGAGAUCAGGUUCCAUUGCUAAGAAAUUCAUCUUGUGUGCAACCUCUAAAUUCAAAAUACUUUGACCUCGCCGCUUCAGGAUAUAAUGGAGCAUCAAAUGCUAAUAAUUUCUCAGUUGACUCGAAUCUCAAUAGCAAUGCCAUUCAGGGCAAUGGUCUCGGGCCAACAAUUUCUCAAGUUCCCUCUAAAAACCUUAAUAACCUAAAAAGAAGAAUUAUAAUGAAAAAACAGCAACAGAAGAGCAUUGAUUCUGAAAAGGAAAGAGAUCUCAGACCAGGAUAUUGCGAGAAUUGUCGGGUCAAGUAUGAUAACUUUGAAGAUCAUAUAAGCUCGAAUCGCCAUCGUAAUUUUGCUUGUGAUGAUCGAAACUUCAAAGAUAUCGAUAUAUUAAUUGAAACUUUGAGUGAAACUAAGUCUAUGGGUUUCGUUUCAUCGAACGGCGACUAUAAAUACGCCUGA